AUGCCCGCCUGGGUGCGGAAGGAACUUUGUCGUCUUGUAUUCUCCUUCUUCUGGUCCGGUAAACGGGAACUUGUGGCCUGCACUGCCGUAACCCAGUCCCCCCUAUUCGGUGGCUUUUCUGUUGUGGAUGUUUCAUUUAAAGUACGGGCCCUGCUCGGCCAGUGGGUGAGAAGGGCUGUCUCCUCCCCAUCCGACUGGUGCACCAUGUUGUCUUUCUACUGUCAUUCUCAUUUUGGUGUCACUCCCCUUGUUGUUUUUUCUCGCCCUUUCUCCUUCGAUCCCCGUGUCUUACCGCCCUUCUACGAGUCCCUUAUCCUUGCUUGGCGCGGCCUUAACGGCUCUUUUUCCACUUGCCACAACCACCUCAUCUUUGGUUCUUCCUGCCCACUUGUCUGCACUCCUGCCUCUGACAUGUCUACAAAGUCCUGCUAUUCCUAUCUCUUAUCUGAGAACAUGGUCCAACCACACUGCAUCGAGAAAUUCAACCUCGUUUAUCCAUCUCUGGAUUGGCCUGCCACGUGGCGCUCUCUGUCACUAUUCGAUCUCGUCCGUCUUGUGAUAGACCUCAACAGGAAGAUUGCGCAUGGCGUCCUGUACACCGCCCACCGUCUUGUCUCUUUUGGAUUGCCAGUUCCCCUCCCCUGCUUCUGUGGUGCCCCAGUGGAAACACUGGAACACCUGUUCUUCUACUGCCCCCCUGCUCAAAGUAUACUCUCCUGGCUCCAGUCUCUUAUGUUUUGUUUCUCUUCCAUGUGCCCAGUGUUACUCCUCCAUCACGUUCUCUUCGGCUUCAACUGUGAUGAGCUGAUUCUGAUUGCCACCCCCCGUAUCUUUGUGUACCUUCUCAAUCUGUCCAAAUUCUGUAUCUGGCAAUCCCGGAAUGACUUCCGCUUCCGUAACACCCGUCCUGGCGCUGUGACGGUCAUGGCUAACAUUCUGUCUCGUCUCAAACAUCACCUUCCCAUCUUCUUCAAACGCUUCAAGUCAGACAGACGCCGUCACUUUUUUCACCGGCAGUGGGGCGCCCGUGGAACCAUAGCUUCUGUUAUGCGGUUUGAGAUUGAUCGAGCACGGGAUGUCGCUGGUGAACCAUCAAUAGCAGAUAUGAUAGCAAUAGCCAUCAAAAUUCUGGAGAAAUGA
Molecule: messenger RNA, 1140 nt
Organism: Stylophora pistillata
Lineage: Eukaryota; Metazoa; Cnidaria; Anthozoa; Scleractinia; Pocilloporidae
Source: RefSeq, a predicted model, not a curated record